AGGAGCUGGGCGGAGCCAGGGUGACGUUGCGCCUCAAUUCAGCCCUGCAGCAAGAAAAGAAAGAAGGAGAAAAGGAAAACAAUCUGGGCGCAGAGGAGCGGAGCUGGCAGAGCAAUGCAGUGCCCAGUGAGUGCCGCGGCUCUGCAGCUCAUCUCAUCCCCAUGAAGGGGAGUCGGUGCCGGACUCAGAGCAGCGAGCAGAGCGCAUAGAGCAGGAAUCAUGUCCAGGUUUAAGAAGGACAAGGAGAUCAUCGCUGACUAUGAGAACCAAGUGAAAGAGAUCCGCAGCCAGCUGGUGGAGCAGUUGAAGUGCCUGGAGCAGCAGUCGGAGUCCCGCCUGGCCCUUCUCCAGGAUCUACAGGAAUUCUUCCGCAGGAAGGCGGAGAUUGAGCUGGAAUACUCGCGGAGCCUGGACAAACUGGCAGAGAGAUUCUCUUCUAAGCUGCGCAGUGCCCGCGAGCAACAUCAUUUCAAGAAGGAUCAGCAUCUUCUCUCCCCUGUGAACUGCUGGUAUCUGGUUCUGACUCAGACCCGGCGGGAGAGUAAGGACCACGCCACUCUGAAUGAUAUCUUCCUAAAUAAUGUGAUAGUCCGACUCUCGCACAUCAGCGAGGAUGUCAUGCGCCUCUUCAAAAAGAGCAAAGAGAUUGGACUCCAGAUGCACGAAGAACUGGCAAAGGUCACCAAUGAGCUGUAUACGGUGAUGAAGACAUAUCAUAUGUACCAUGCUGAGAGCAUCAGUGCUGAGAGCAAACUCAAGGAUGCCGAGAAGCAGGAGGAGAAGCAGUUUAGCAAAGUGGUGGAGCUCACCUCCAAUGCCCUGCGGCUCGAGGAGCGACCACAGAGACGCAGCUCGGUCAAGAAGAUUGAAAAGAUGAAGGAGAAGAGACAAGCCAAGUACUCCGAAAACAAAUUGAAGUGCACAAAAGCCAGGAACGAGUAUCUCCUGAACUUGGCUGCUACCAAUGGCUGCAUCAGCAAGUACUACAUCCAUGAUGUGUCUGAUCUAAUAGAUUGCUCGGACCUUGGCUUCCAUGCCAGCCUUGCCCGCACUUUUCGCACAUACCUCUCUGCUGAGUACAACCUGGAGACGUCGCGGCACGAAGGCCUCGAUAUCAUUGAGAAUGCUGUGGAUAAUCUCGACGCCCGCAGUGACAAGCACAAAAUCAUGGACUUGUACAACCAGGUCUUUUGCCCCCCACUCAAGUUUGACUAUCAGCCUCACAUGGGGGAUGAGGUUUGCCAGGUGAGUGCCCAGCAGCCGGUACAGAUGGAGCUGCUCAUGCGAUAUCACCAACUGCAGUCCCGACUUGCUACCCUGAAGAUAGAGAACGAGGAAGUACGGAAGACUUUGGAUGCCACCAUGCAGACCCUGCAGGACAUGCUGACAGUGGAGGACUUUGAUGUGUCCGAUGCCUUCCAGCACAGUCGCUCUACAGAAUCCAUCAAAUCGGCUGCCUCUGAGACCUAUAUGAGCAAACUCAACAUCUCCAAGAGGAGGGCCAACCAGCAAGAGACUGAGAGCUUUUACUUCUCGAAGUUUAAAGAGUACUUGAAUGGAAGUAACCUCAUCACAAAGCUUCAGGCCAAACACGACCUUCUGAAACAGACUCUAGGAGAAGGAGAACGAGCAGACUAUGGAACCACUAGGCCCCCAUCACUCCCCCCUAAGCCCCAGAAAAUGAGGAAACCCCGGCCUCGAUCAUCCUAUAACCUUAAGCUCUUUAAUGGGAACAUGGAGCUGUUCAUUAAGGACUCAGGCCAAGCAAUCCCUUUGGUGGUGGAGAGCUGCAUUCGGUACAUCAACUUAUAUGGUCUCCAGCAGCAGGGGAUAUUUCGAGUUCCAGGCUCUCAGGUUGAAGUUAAUGACAUCAAGAAUUCAUUUGAAAGAGGUGAGGACCCGCUUGUGGAAGAUCACAGUGAACGUGACAUUAAUUCGGUGGCGGGUGUGUUGAAGCUGUACUUCCGAGGCCUGGAAAACCCACUCUUUCCUAAGGAAAGGUUUCAAGACUUGAUAUCAACAAUCAAGAUAGAAAACUGUUUAGAGAGGGUGCAUCAUAUCCGACAGAUCCUCAUCACGUUGCCCAGAUCCGUCCUGGUGGUCAUGAGAUACCUCUUUGCCUUCCUCAACCAUUUAUCACAGUACAGCGAUGAGAACAUGAUGGAUCCAUACAACCUAGCCAUCUGUUUUGGACCAACCCUGAUGCCUAUCCCAGAUGGGCAAGAUCCUGUGUCUUGCCAAGCACAUGUCAAUGAGGUCAUCAAAACCAUCAUCAUCAGCCACGAAUCCAUCUUCCCCAGUCAUCGUGAGCUGGAGGGGCCGGUAUAUGAAAAGUGCAUGACCGGAGGAGAGGAUUACUGUGACAGUCCCCACAGUGAGCCGGGUGCUAUCGAUGAGGGUGACAACGGCACAGAGCCUCACACUAGUGAUGAAGAGGUGGAGCAGAUUGAGGCUAUCGCUAGGUUUGACUACGUGGGACGGACUCCCCGAGAGUUGUCCUUUAAGAAGGGGGCAUCCCUGCUUCUGUACCACCGCGCGUCUGAAGACUGGUGGGAGGGGCGUCACAAUGGGGUCGAUGGCCUUAUACCGCAUCAGUACAUUGUGGUGCAGGAUCUGGAUGAUGCAUUUUCAGACAACCUUAGCCAGAAAGCAGACAGCGAGGCCAGCAGUGGGCCCCUACUUGAUGAUAAGGCCUCCUCCAAAAAUGAUAUCCACUCCCCUACUGAGCAUCUGCAGGAAUACAGCUUCCCUGGAGUGUUGGGCAGGGUGAGACUGAGAUCUGAUGGAGCUGCCAUACCACGAAGAAGAAGUGGCGGUGACAACCACAGUCCCCCCCGACCUCUAGGUCCUUGUAUAGAUACCCCUCCCAGAGCCGCUGCCUGUCCCAGCAGCCCACACAAGCUGUCCCUAAACAGAGGAAGGGUGGAUAGUCCUGAGAAGCGUCGGAUGGCAACCUUUGGCAGUGCCGGGAGCAUUAAUUAUCCUGAGAGGAAGGGUCUGAGUGAUGGAAUCUCCCUGCGUUCAGUAACCGGAGGAACCAGACACAGCAGUCUGGGGGACCACAAGUCUUUAGAAGCUGAAGCUCUGGCUGAGGACAUUGAAAAGACGAUGAGCACGGCCCUGAAUGAGCUGCGUGAGCUGGAGAGACAGAACACGGCCAAACAGGCUCCUGAUGUGGUGCUGGACACAUUGGAACCCAUGAAACACCCGGUACUGGGCACCCCCAAUUCUGAACCAGUUAGUCCUUUGCACACUAUUAUGAUCCGCGACCCUGAUGCUGCCAUGAGGAGGAGUAACUCCUCUACUACAGAGAUGAUGACUACAUUUAAGCCUGCCCUGUCGGCACGCCUUGCUGGGUCUCAGUUGCGCCCCCCACCUGUAAGGCCGGCAAGGCCCAUGGUCCAGCACAGGUCUAGUAGCAGCAGCAGCUCUGGGGUGGGAAGCCCGGCACUAACACCAACAGAGAAGGUGUUCCCCAGCAACCCGUCUGAGAAAUCAGGGACCAUGUAACUGCCCCCUGAACCCAUUAUCCUGGAUCCUCCUGUGGUAUUCUCUGUAUGGUACAGCUGAGAACUGGAUCAGGGGGACACAGAAGCUGAAAGAACUCAAGUGUUUACACUAAAGAGCCAGUUCCAGUAGUCUUAGAUAAAAUUCCCUUACCCAUGUCUGAAAUAUGGUUGUGUACAUACAUAUACUCCCUACAUGUGACUCCCCCUAUUCAUCUCCUCUCUUGCCAAUACAUCCAAUCUGUCCUUGCACCCAGGCAUACAGAUUCUUAGGCACCCAAUCACAUGUACAUAUCUCAUACAUACCGAAUAGUCUCUCUCUCUCUCUCCAUGCACUUAUAACCACAUGGUUCUUAUUCAAGAAGCUUUUUUUCCCCACUCAAGAUGCGUCUAUGUGCCCAUUAACAUGUAACCAUCUCAGUGGGGUCACUUCCUGUGCCCACCAUUCUCUUUGGAUUUAUCAGUUAGGCCCAUUAUCAACACUCCAGACCCCAGUCACUCAGUGACUGUUACACUGUGCACCCACUCACACAAGAUCUAACUCCAUGCACCCGCUCGCAGAGCAUCUUACACCAUGCACCCACUCACACAGCAUCUUACUCCUUGCACCCACUCACACAGCAUCUUACUCCUUGCACCCACUCACACAGCAUCUUACUCCUUGCACCCACUCACACAGCAUCUUGCACCCACUCACACAGCAUCUUACUCCUUGCACCCACUCACACAAGAUCUAACUCCAUGCACCCACUCACACAGCAUCUUACUCCUUGCACCCACUCACACAAGAUCUAACUCCAUGCACCCACUCACACAGCAUCUUACUCCUUGCACCCACUCACACAGCAUCUUACUUCUUGCACCCACUCACACAAGAUCUAACUCCAUGCACCCACUCACACAGCAUCUUACUCCUUGCACCCACUCACACAGCAUCUUACUCCUUGCACCCACUCACACAGCAUCUUGCUCCUUGCACCCACUCACACAGCAUCUUACUCCUUGCACCCACUCACACAAGAUCUAACUCCAUGCACCCACUCGCACAGCAUCUUACUCCUUGCACCCACUCACACAGCAUCUUACUCCUUGCACCCACUCACACAGCAUCUUACUCCUUGCACCCACUCACACAAGAUCUAACUCCAUGCACCCACUCACACAGCAUCUUACUCCUUGCACCCAAUCACACAGGAUCUUACUCCUUGCACCCAAUCACACAGGAUCUUACUCCUUGCACCCAAUCACACAGGAUCUUACUCCUUGCACCCACUCACACAGCAUCUUACUCCUUGCACCCAAUCACACAGGAUCUUACCUCAUACAACCAGCCACAGAGGAUAUUAUACCAUGCAUGCAUUGUAAACUGUUUAUCUCACCAUUUAUACCACUAUGAUAUAUCCGAUUAGACGUAUGUCAGCUGACUUGCUCUUUUUACCUUCAGUGGGCAUCAUUCAUAUCUAAACCUGAGCAGCAUUUUUUCUCCUUGCCCAUUUGUAAUACAAAUAUAUGUACCACACUGGAUCUUACCCCAGAGCUUUUCCCCAUGGACUCAUCUCAUGAACCUCUUCAUCUCAAGGAAUUGUACCAUAGUGAUUCUUAAAUCUUCAGUUGGCCUUAAGAUGCACUAAGACUCAGUACAAUUUAUACUGUAUGGCACUGCAUUUAUGCGUGUGUGUUGGCUUGGAUACGCCGGAGAUGAUAGAAAUAUGGAGGGAGUAGUCCAGUCAGGGCUGUAUGUUUUUAUCCCUCUGGGCUGUACUUGGGCACCAUGGAUUGUUGCUAAGAGAAUGGCAAUGAAUCAAACAAAAUGAGAAUUACCUGUGGAAUGCUGUAUUUCUCCUUGAGUUUUUACCCAUUCUGCCCUGCUCUUAAUCAGCUGGAUCUCAAAAUGCCUUUUCUCAGCCUGACAUUGUGGGUUUCCCCAAAUGAUUGGCCCGUCUGUAUGUUGUACCCUCGACUGUGGCUGCCAUGUGAGGGCCCUGCUGUCUGAUCUGCCUGGAGAAAAUGUAACUUUGUACAGGUUUAUGGAUUAGUUCUCUUAUUAAUCCUGUGUAGGCCCCAGGCCUAGUUAUUAUAAAUGUGUAUAUAUAUAUAUAAACAUAUAUAUAUAUAUAGUAGUUGAACGUAGGAUAAUUUGAAUUAUGCUUGAACUGAGUUCCUAGAAAGGCUGUUUGUGCUGCCACUGGAAAGGUGAUAUAUAUGUGUGUGUAUAUAUAUAGUAUAAAUGUUAUCAAUCCCUGACAUUUACCUCAGAAUUGUAUUCCAAUAACACCUUCCUUAUGAAUGUGGGACCUGGCAUUGACCAACAAAAGCUUUGUAUCCCCUAAAUGUAUCUGUGCAUGGGGUUAGAUACAGGGGCAGAGGUACUGUGCCUGGGGGCUAAUGUAAUCACAGGUGCAUAGUUUGACCUAGGUCUGAUACAGAAACCAAUCAUUAGGUAGAAUUUGCCCGUCAGCUGUGAAAGCAAACAACUGGUUGCUAUGGGUUACAAGAUGUAGCACUUAAUAUUGCAUUACGCCAUUGUUUGUAAAGUACCCUGAACAGGUGUAGGCCUGUGGGCAUUUACUCAGCAACCUCCACGUGACGUCACCAGUGUCUGCUAUAGGCAGAGAGUUUCCCAUUUAUAUAAGUGGCAUAUAGACAGCUGUGCUCCUCCCCCCUCUGCUAUAAGCCUUACUGGGUCACCAAACCUAAAAUAGACAUUUAGUAAAUAUGUCAAUCUUCUUAAACUUUCACACAAGUUAUGCUGGUUAUCCCAAAAUGUGGCUGCAAUAAUUUCACUAUACACUUUGCUCUAUAAGCAGCCAUGUUGGACUCAGAGACUCACUGAACUGUAGGCCAAAAAGCCUAGUUUCUAAUAACACGUGCAUCCCUGUGCAUUACUGGUGUCUGCUUUGUAUAAAGCACUUUGUAUUUUAGGUUUGCUGUUCCCUUCCCCUGGCUCAGGUUACGGGUGCCAAUGAGUACAAUAUGAAAGACUGCCCCCUCAGGCGCCACGAGAUUCGUCCCCAAUGCCAGCCCUUGGUGUUUCUGCCCCAUAAUGCCCUGUGUGUAAUUGGGUGCAUUGUUAGACUCUCGUGCCCCUUUUAUUGCCCGGCAGGGAUGUCUUCAACUGCUGCUGGCAUUUACCCCAACCAGCGCCUGCUGUGGGAUGCUGGGAACUGUAGUUUAGAAGCAGCCCGGACAUCACGGUAUCACAGCUAUUUAGACAUAAACAUAGCCAGAUGAAUAUUUAAAGGGGAAAUUCACCUUUGAAUACAGUUGGAUGGUUUAAAUGGACCUGUUCUAAGCAACUUUUCAUUUGCUCUUCAUUUUUUUAAUAUAUAUAUAUAGGUUUUUUUUUAAUUAUUAACUUUCCUAGCAUACUACUAAAAAAUGUUUUAUGGUUGUUGGGAUCACUGACUAUACAGGCCCUCUACUACUCAUUCCUCCAUUUAGACUUUAAACUGCUGCCUGGUUGCCAAGCCUGGACUGGCAAUCUGUGGAUUCUGGCAAAUGCCAGAGGGUUGCUGUAAGAUGCCAUAGACAGUCACUAUUUAUUGGGCUGGUGGGGGCUGUUUGGGCCUCUGUUUAUUUAAAAUGCCAGGGCCUAUUUUGAAUCCCAGUCCAGACCUGAUGGUUGCUAGGGUAAUCAAGCCCUAGCCACCUGGCAAACUAAAAAACAAAUUAAAUAGAAAGUCCGGAUUAUUUUAGAAUACCACUGUUUAAAACCAAUGUUAAGGCAAACUACCACUUGAGCCAAUUGUUUCUCAGAUUGGGAGGUGGAACACAGACAGGUGAAGCCUUUCUGGACUCAGCACCGCAGUUAUUACCAGCUAUAUAGAACCAAUGCAUUGCAGUUCUUCUUGUUAUAGCUUGUUGUUUAAAGGAAAUUUAUAAAUGUAUAAUAUGGGGCAUUUCUGUGGACGCCUCGUUUGGGGCGAGGUUUCAUAGUGUGCAUCAUGGGUGCUGACACAAUAAUCAUGUGAGGUGUUGGCGAAUAAAGUUCAGGACCACAGUUUUAGGGCAACUAUGAGGGGGCAAGCGAAUCCUCCCAUAAAACACACACUGCUGUGCAGAGAGGCCACUAAGUCACUACGAAACACACAGGGCCAGUGGCAGGUUCUCAAGGCCAAGUGGCCCCCUUGUGUCUCAUUGAUGCAACUUGUAUAUCCCGCCAAGUGCCAAACCGGUGGGCUCCGGUUGUUCUGUUUAUGACUUAAUCUUUGGUGCCAAUAGAAGAAAUGUACUUUAACUCAACCUACCACUGUGCAGCAACAGAUACGACACUGGAUUGUACCCUAAUGCUUGUCUCUGAGCCAGUCCCCUAAAACAGGGCACCCCCACAGGGCCACGUAUAUACACUUUCUUUCUGGAAAGAAACUCACAUUGUCUCUGUUAUCUCUCUGUUGAUGGCCUUGGCAUCCAGUUUUACCAACCAGGCUGGCAGAAUACAGGCCAGAUAUACUCUCUGGGGAAUAACUUAAACCACCCUUCCCUUAGGGAACAUAAUGAUAUGAGAAUCACCAAAGAAAUCCACUUGGCCUGGGACCUCAUGCUUUUAUACAGAACUUUAGGAUGACUCCUAUUUUGAAGCAGAGGAUUUCUUUUGAUAUAAGGGCCAUCACUAAGCAUGGUUCAUCACCGAUGGCAUCACUGGGCACUAUUUAUAUAAGGAUAUAUGUAUGGGUUAUUCAUGGCCCUUGUGUACUGGAAUUGACUGAAUCACACUGAUUAGCUGCAAAACUUCAAAUAAAGGAGCGGAACUCUUUUCUCCAGUUCCAAAGCCUGCUGAGGUCCUGGCGGUGUUACUAACCGCCCCAUUACCCGGCAUGUUGCACUGAGCCUCAGAUAAAAUCUGUUAAAUCCCCUAAGCUCCUCGAGGCCUGGCAUGGAUUUACUUCCUAACUGAUACCUGAUACCACUUCUGCUCAUUGCAUUGCGUGUUCUGGCUCAGGUCCCAGAGUUGCACUCUGUGUUCUGUGUAGGAGGCCUGGGUCGGGAUGCAGACCCUCUUUGCACUCUCCGGCCCAUAGAUCUAGUGCAAGGUACCUGCUUGCACGUUCUGUGCAUGGGGCUUUAAUCCGUGCGCUGCCCCUCGGCCUUGGCGCAGUCUAUAUGUCUUGGACAGGUAGCCUUGUUGCAUGCUGCUCUUGUUUGGCAUUGAAAGCACACAGAGAAUGAAAGAUUUAGGGUUUGAACAAAGAUACAAAUUCAUACAAGUUCAACCUUUGGAGCCAGCAUAUGGAUGCGGCAUAUACAAAGCAUGCAUUUAAUUGACUUUACGAAUGCUGUGAAUGUUUAGGAUUUAUAGGUGCUUUCAGGGACUCCUUAAAUCAGGCUUGGGCAACCUGGGGCAUUUUGGAUGUUAUUGAACUACAUCUUCCAGCUUCACCCGGAUGUCUGGCUAUGAUCUUGGAAGUUGUUGUUCUACACCAUGCCUAUCUGUGCCAUAAAUAAACACUGUGCCAGUGCCCAUUAUCAUGCUCAGACCUAAAUAUUUAGAUACAAGAAUCCUAUACGGACAAAGGUGUGUAAAAUAUAUACAAUCACACACGUGUUGUGUUUCUGUGUGACAUCAUAUGUGCAGUAUAUGGCAGUUAGAAAUGACAAAUGUAGGUAUGCAACACUUGGGACAUGCCACCUAUGCCCACCCUGUGUCCCUCCAGCUGUUCUGAAAGUCAAUUCCCAGCAUAAAGUAGGGCGCAGGGAGUUUAUUAGCAGGGUCCCACACGGUGUCCCAGCAGGGUCCCACACAGUGUGUAUAUGUGAAUAAGAACAUGCAGUAGUCAGAGGGAAGCCAAAAAUGCACAAAUACCAAGCACAAAUACCAGUAAUUAUGUAUGGAGCAAAUUCCUCAAGUGCCCUCAGACCUGGGCUGCUUUGGGUAGUUCUAAAAUGCCCAUCAGGUCUUUGCUGCAAAUCCCUCCAGGAAGUGAAAGUGUUAAUUUAUAUAGAUAUAGGCGUAAUGAACACCAGGUUAGGGUUGGAGGGGGGCUGCCUGCCAAAGCACAAUGUUUAACCCCAUGAUGUGUAUGAUUAUCCAGUUCAAAAAGGGAGUCACAGGUCUCUGCACUAUGGAGUGGAACGUAAAGGCCUGUGAUGCAACAAAAGAACAAAAAAAAAAUGGUUGAUUGUGAUCUUUUUUAGCACGCUGCAUUCGGUACACUCUGAAAGGCCGCCUGGGAUUGGUAAACUAUUACCCCCAUGUUAUUGAAUUCUGACUCCCUCUCUUGAAGUCAUGAGUGAGCUGAGUAUGAGCAGCCUUUUCUCUAUGUGCUGUGCCGGUGGGUGGCAUUCAGAUCUGACAGUCAGGAUGCAUUAAAGGGCGGGAACAGCAAUACCUCCUGCUUGUCAGAGCUAUGUUUACCCACAGGAAGUGUGCUUCCCGCUAACCAUGCCAUUGUAAUGGUUGUGUGGCAUAGGAUACCAGAAACCUGUGAAAGUGGCAUAUCAGUUUCAUGUUACCUACAAUAGCUUGUGUUUUGCUAAAUCUGCCCUACAGCAUAGCAACUAUCAGCAUAGCAACUAUCAGCAUUUCAGAAGAUGAAGGCAGGUGCUUUCUUCAAGACAUAACAAUAAUAAACUAGUAAACUGUGUUGUACACUCACCUUUGUAAUAUAAAUAUGUAUUGCACAUAUCCUUGCAAAGGAUUACCAGUUUCAAAAUGGCUACUUUCUUUCCCAUUGUUGGAUCCAGCCCACUAUAAAUGCCCCCUCUUUGCUGGAAGUCAAUCACCAUCAUCACAUCAUGGCUAAUUAAUGAAGCUGAAAGAUUACUCUUUAUUUACAUUAAAAAAAAAAUAUAGUCCAUAGACUUGUAUGACCACCAUGCAACAUUAUUAUGGCCACAUCAGGCAGAACGACCACUACAUUUAAUGGCCAUUUAACUAUGAGAGUUGUAGCUAAAUGUAGCAGGUGCACUGGGGCUCCGGCACCUAUAUGGAACCACUCAGUCCUUCAUAUGGAAAUAUUAACCAUUUGUGCAGUGAUUUUCUUUGCAUUAAGGGCCCCAAAAUAACCCAAUGCCACUGCUUAGUAGCACCACUGAUCUUCUUUGUACAUAAAAUGGUGGUAAAAUAUGAUUUAAACAUGGUUUGCUCCGUGACCUACACAUGCUUGUGACAUUGUGACUUUGUUGCAGGUUUUUGGGAAUGGAAUAGGUUUUAGGGUAGGGUAACAGGAUAGAUCAGGGGUGUAGACUAAAAUGACCCAUUUCUCAUGGGAGAUGUGAGUUUGUGACCGCACAACUAUAGGGUUUGUACGCGGUGGCCAAUAUUUUGCUUGGCCAAGAGGGAUGAGUUGGAUUGUGUGCUAGGCACGUACUGGGCGACCACGGCUAUCUAAAUAAAAAGGAAGAUUCCUAGGAAUUAGCACUCAAAUAGAACUUGUAAUUACAAUGUACCAAGGGAAAUCAAACUACAGACAUUAAAUCAACUAAACUAUUUUCCACUGAGUACGGACAAAGGGUUAUCCCCUCAGCAUUAUACUGACUGCAGAUUGGAUUGAUGUGACCAGCCUUAGUACUGUAUGUUACAGCAAGUUCAGUUUAAAGGAUCAUAUCCGAAGGCACAUGGGCCCAGUUUGAAGUAAAACGCAGUAGGAGGGGCUGGCUAUUGCUAUAUAUUUCUUGUUAUGCAGCCAGAUCUACUUACCUUUGCUAUUUAUACUAGAGUAUUUAUCCUGUCCAGUAGCAACCUACAAGUCAUGUGUUUGUACCACUGUCUGCAAUGAAUUCUGGGUACUGUAGUCCAAUAUACCUUACCUGUAUGUUCUCAAACUGUGUUUAUGCCUCUGCAUCCUCUCUGACAAUAUACUCACGCACUGUGCUGUUCCCUUAUGCCACCCUCGGGCCCAUAAUGCAGCUGUACAGACUCUUCUAUAACGACCCGUCGGGUCACCACAGAAAAGCACAUGACUCGUAGCCACUUCUGAUUGGCUGUUUCUACUUCUAUGGUGUUGCCAGGUAACAUUAGAGGAACCGCUGAUUGGCUGUCCCUGCAUAAUAAUAAUAUUAUCCUAUAAAUAUUGUCAAUGUUGUGUAUGGAGACUGCUCCAGCCGUGUGUCUGAUGCCAUAUGCUACUUAUAUGCUAAUGAAUCCCAUGUAGAAUAAUAAACAUGACUGGAAUAUUAAAUAAAUGGAAACAUUUUUAGGA
Molecule: messenger RNA, 11644 nt
Organism: Xenopus tropicalis (tropical clawed frog)
Lineage: Eukaryota; Metazoa; Chordata; Amphibia; Anura; Pipidae
Gene: srgap3
Product: SLIT-ROBO Rho GTPase activating protein 3
Exons: 22
Coding region: 220-3510 (1096 amino acids)
Biological process (GO): signal transduction
Cellular component (GO): synapse
Molecular function (GO): GTPase activator activity
Source: RefSeq, a predicted model, not a curated record